AGGCGGUUCGGCGCUGCCCCGGCUCUGGGAGCCAGGUCUGCAGCGCCCGGGGGGCGGCUUCGCGGGACGCGGCGGAGGCCCGGCCCGGCCCGGCCCGGCUCGGCUCGGCUCGGCUCGCCAUGGUGCCGCGGCCGGCGCUGCCCGUCCUGGCGCACUCGGUGCUGGCGGCGCUGCUGCUCUCGGCGGCGCAGGAGCCCGUGCCGCGGGUCAGCCUGCCCUACGACUCAGCUGAGCGUGUGGUGCAGCAUUUCGAGGUGCCCGGCGUCUCCAACUACACGGCGCUGCUGCUGAGCCCGGAUGGUGGCACGCUGUACCUGGGUGCACGUGAGGUGCUCUUUGCUGUCAACACCAGCCACUUCCAGCACAGCGUGCUGGCCCGCAGGCUGCCUUGGGGUGCAGAUGAGGAGAAGAAGAGACAGUGCGUGUUCAAGGGCAAGGACCCCCAGAGGGACUGUCACAACUACAUCAAGAUGCUGCUGCAGCUGAACAGCACCCACCUCUACACGUGUGGGACCUGUGCCUUCAGCCCCACCUGUGCCUACAUCAACGUGCAGCACUUCACCCUGGAGCGGGACGCGUUGGGCAGGGUGCUGCUGGAGGAUGGGAAGGGACGCUGCCCCUUCGACCCCGAGUACCGCUCCACUGCCGUCAUGGUCGAUGGAGAGCUCUACGCUGGGACUGUCAGCAACUUCCAGGGCAACGAGCCCACCAUCUACCGCAGCCAGGAGAGCCGCAUCUCCCUGAAGACAGAGAACUCGCUCAGCUGGCUGCAGGACCCCGUGUUCGUGGGCUCAGCCUUCCUGCAGGAGAGCCUGCCCGCCGGCAACCCCGACGGCGAUGAUGACAAGGUCUACUUUUUCUUCAGCGAGACUGGCAAGGAGUUCGACUACUUUGAGAACACCAUUGUGUCGCGCAUCGCACGUGUGUGCAAGGGGGACCAGGGCGGGGAGCGGGUGCUGCAGCGGCGAUGGACGACGUUCCUGAAGGCACAGCUGCUCUGCUCACACCCCGAGGAUGGCUUCCCCUUCAACGUGCUGCAGGACGUUUUUGUGCUCACACCGGGGGAGCAGCGCUGGAGGGAGACGCUCUUCUAUGGGGUCUUCACGUCGCAGUGGAACAAGGGUGGCCUGGGCAGCUCGGCGGUGUGCGCCUUCCCCAUGCGCAGCGUGCAGAAGGCCUUUGGUGGGCUCUACAAGGAAGUGAACCGCGAGACGCAGCAGUGGUACACCAACACCAGCCCAGUACCAGAACCGCGGCCAGGCACGUGUGUCACCAGCCACACACGGCACCUGAAGAUCAACUCGUCCCUGCAGAUGCCCGACCGCGUGCUGAACUUUGUCAAAGACCAUUUCCUGAUGGACAGCCCGGUGCGCAGCCAGCCGCUGCUGCUGCAGAGCCGCCUGCGCUACCAGCAGAUCGGCGUGCACCGUGUGCAGGGGCUGCGCGGCACCUACGACGUCCUCUUCCUGGGCACAGAUGAUGGCCGCUUGCACAAGGCGGUGCGUGUGAACCACCGGGUGCACAUCAUCGAGGAGAUCCGCCUCUUCCCCACGGGCCAGCCCAUCCUGCAGUUGCUGCUGGACCACAAGCAGGGCCUGGUCUAUGCAGCCUCCUACACGGCGGUGGCUCAGGUGCCCUUCUCCAACUGCAGCCUGUACCGCAGCUGUGGUGAGUGUGUGCUGGCACGGGACCCCUUCUGUGCAUGGAGCCACGGUGCCUGCCGCAGCACCACCCCACACCCCCCGGCGCAUCCCCAGCUGUGGACCCAGGACAUCGAAGGCGCAGAGACGGAGCGGCUUUGCCAACCAACCAACGUGUCCCAGCCCCGGCCCCGCAUCCUCCUGACCCCAGCCUCGGGCACCCCGUGCCAGCGGAUCCAGCUGCCACCCAACGCGGUGCAGCCACUGCCGUGCCGGCUGCUCUCUAACCUGGCGUCGCGGCGCUGGCUGCACAACGGGACCCCCGUCAAUGCCUCCUACCUGGUGCUGCCCGAGGGGGCCCUCAUCCUGGUGGGCAGCCCGGAGCGUGCGGGCACAUACGAGUGCUGGUCGCUGGAGGAGGGAUUCCGCAAGCUGAUGGCCAGCUACUGCGUGGCUGUGCUGGAGCCGGGUGGGAGGGCCUUCACUGCGCCAGAGACUGUCAGCACCUCGCGGAGCACCUCAGCCGUGGGCAGCAUCGCAGCGCGGCUGGACGGCAAGACCUACUGGACCGAGUUCCUGGUGAUGAGCGGGCUGUUCGCCGCCGCCGUGCUCGUGCUGAUCGUCUUCCUCCUGCACCGUCACUGCGAUGGCGUGAAGGCACUGGUGGAGCCUGGGGACGCCAGCCGGCACCAGAAGGCACCCCGUAAACCAGUGGAGAGCCUGCCCCUGAACGGCAGCAGCCUGCCCAACGCCGUGCCCGAGCAUAAGGGCUACCAGGCGCUGCAGGACAACUACAUCGUCAGCACCCCUGUGCAUGAGGCGCCGGGCACCGCACGUGCUUUCUCUGAGUCGGAGAAGCGGCCCCUCCACGUGCGGGACAGCUUUGUGGAGGUGUCCCCCGCCUGCCAAAGACCCCGCGUGCGCCUGGGCUCCGAGAUCCAGGACUCGGUGGUGUGAGGGCACAGACGGCCUUCGCGCACCACCUCUGCUCUGCUGAGCCUCGCCGGCUGGGAUCGGUGUUUGUCUGUGUGUGCAUGCCCGGAGCCCGGCCCCGCCGCGCCGCCCACCCUGCUGAGGGGGGUCCUGGGCACCACCUCGGGAUGGGGCCGGCAGAGGGUACCGCACGCCCACAGGGAUGGUUGGACUUUCCCCAGCCCCGUGCUGGCACAGCCCCGUCUAUGCAGAGGGCUGGGGGCGGCCACAGCCCCCUCAUGCCCUGACUCACUGUGACGUCCCGCUGGGGGCCCAGUGCCGUGUGUACGGCCGGGUGGUGCUGGUGCGUGGUGGCCCCGUGGAUGUGGUGUGUGUCUGUGCUCAGUUCGUUUUUAAUACGUUGGAAAUGUGAAUUGUGUCCUGGGGAGGGAGCGGACAGCGGUGCUCACCCUGUGCCGGGAUGGAGCUCCGUGCUGCGUAUCUCAUGUCCCCAACGUGCGUGUGCAGAAACGUCUGUGGUUUUUACCUAAAGUCCAGGUGUUUCCUUUGUA
Molecule: messenger RNA, 3124 nt
Organism: Coturnix japonica (Japanese quail)
Lineage: Eukaryota; Metazoa; Chordata; Aves; Galliformes; Phasianidae
Gene: SEMA4B
Product: semaphorin 4B
Biological process (GO): neural crest cell migration; axon guidance; semaphorin-plexin signaling pathway
Cellular component (GO): plasma membrane
Molecular function (GO): chemorepellent activity; semaphorin receptor binding
Source: RefSeq, a predicted model, not a curated record